UGAAAUCGUUGCAAGUAAAUUUGUCGCUAUCUACCGGAUUAUUACCAAUCAGAGGUGUCGGAAAACGCCGAACAUGGCGGUCGCAACGAAUUCGUUUGAUACCUGGUUAAACACAAAAUUACAAGAAUUAAAUACGGACGAGGGUGUUUUCGGAUCGUACAUUAAAGGAAUAUUGGAAGGAGAUGAAACGGAGGAUGAAAAAAUCGAGGCGCUUGAAAGCAUACUUGCGGGCAUAACGGAAGAUAAUAUAAGCAAGCAUGUCACUGAAAUCUUAAGCGCUUGGGCAGAAUGGUUACCAAAAGAGGCAGUUGCCAGUCCUAAUGUUCCAGCAGAAGAUGUUGAUGUCAGAUUGGCACGUAUGUUGGAGUCGCAGAGUCUUCCGACUACAACGCAAAAAAGUUAUACAGAGGAAGAAAGACGAAUACGUGAAGCUAUAUUAGCACAGUACAGUCAGAUGUCUGAUGAAGAGGAUAGCGAGGGAGACGGGGAAGAAGAAGGUGGAAAAGAAAUUGGUAUAGAGAAGAAUUUGAAUGCUGCUAAUAUAGUGCAACAACUAAAAGAAAGGCGAGAGAAAGCCAAGUUAGAAAGUCAAAAAAAGAAAGAAAAAGAUAAGGAAGAUAGAGAGAAACAGAAGCAAUUAAAAGAUGAAAAGAAAGAGAAGCGCAAGACACAGAAGGGUGAGAGAAGGAGGUAGCACCGUUGUGAAGGAAUCGUAUUAUAUCUUUCUCAUUUUUAAAUAAUUGAAUCCCAUUACAAGCUGAUUUACUUACCUAUAUAUUUUCUUUUGCAUGCAAAAAUUUCUCAUUCAUUAAUAAUAUUUCGUUUAGUAUUAUCGAAAAGAUUAUACGCGCACGAUUUUUUAAACGAA
This is a messenger RNA of Polistes canadensis, 868 nucleotides long. Its product is annotated as coiled-coil domain-containing protein 43. NCBI's taxonomy places the organism in Eukaryota, Metazoa, Arthropoda, Insecta, Hymenoptera, Vespidae. Bases 74 to 694 code for a protein of 206 amino acids. The record is from RefSeq and is a predicted model, not a curated record. The transcript is spliced from 3 exons.